AGCCACCUCAGGGGUAGCGGGCGGGGGGGGCGGCAGCGCGGGCGAUUCCCGCCCGGUGCCCGUGGGCAGCGAGGCUCCUUCUCCUUCCAGGAUAUAAGGGUUCUCCUCUCCCCUUUCCCUCUGUGCGGGGACUUUGGCCGCGCAGAGCCGCCGUCCUUCCCCGGAGGAGCAGGAUUGGGAACUGCCUUCCCCGGACGUUGAUAAAACAAACAUGUUUCCUCUCAUACAACGAUGCUGCUUCCACACAUCUUUCAGACUCCAGAAGUUAACGGGUCCCAGGCUGCUGCUCUGUGCAAAGAAUAAGACAACUUGGUCUUCCCUCGGCCUCUGGCUCCGGAGGGAUGUGUGUCCUCUCUCAAGACCUCCAAGCUUCAAACCAGCAUCAGUUUAUGCAACCCAGCUCCAGGCUUUUCACACCUCUCUCCCCGUCUCCAAGAAGAAAAAGCCUCCAGAAUCUGAGACAGAAUCCGAAAAAAGCAAGGAAUCCCUGAAGGACGUUCCCAAGCCGGCCCUUUACCUGAGCCUGGGGGGGCUGGUUCCCUUUGUGAUGGCACCACUGGCCAUGAUCAUCCAGGGCACCUACUACCCCGAGGUGGCCUUUGUUCAGGUCGCAUACGGUGCUGUGACAGCCUCUUUCCUGGGGGGAAUGAGGUGGGGCUUUGCCCUUCCGGAAAACAGCCCAGCCAAGCCGGACUGGCUGAACCUGGCUAAUGGCAUUGUUCCUCCUGUGCUUGCCUGGCAGGCCUUGCUCUUCAAGGAUGCCACCGUGGGAGCACUGAUGGUGGUGAUGGCCUUGGGGAUAGCGCUGCAUUAUGACAUUGCCCUUCUUCCCCCUUACCCGAGGGGGUUUAAAAGACUGAGGGUGUGGGGAACAGUGGUGAUGGUGUUAUCCCUGUUGACCACUGCAGCACUGAAGCUCAGUUUUGAGGCGCAGAGACUUGAAGACAGAAAUAAAUGGCAGAACACAAAAUAUUAAAUUGAUAGGGAAAAGAUAUUGUCUGCCAGUAUUUGCAUGGAGUUCCAGGAGAAAUAAAGAACUGAUUUGUGCUUAGAAGUGAUGAUGGCAGGGAUCAAGAUGCUUACUCUCAAAGCAAACUUGAUUCUCCUACUGACUUUCAAGCUAGUUUAGGAGGGAAGGAUUGCAAAUAGCAAUGGCUUCCAAAGCAAACGGGAGUCUGUCCUUAUCCAUAGAACAAGGAAUCACUCUUUAACGAGAUAUUGCUGUCAUAGGAAUUUCAAAUGGAGAUUCAAAAUGAUGUGGGUAUGAAUUGCUGUAGGCUGAAUUAUUAAAGUAUCUGGUUUAACUAUAAUGUGUGAUCAUGUUCUGAGGUGGGGAGGACAACUGUGUGGUCAUAAACAGUAACAAGGUGAAAGCAGUUCUAGUUUGGUGUUUAAAGCAGCAGCAGCAGAGAACUGUGCACAAGCAAAUCCACGUUCAGUUCCUGUGUUCUGGAACAAGACUCCUGUUUCACCUGAGAAGAUGCUGAAAAUCAUGGAAUCAUUUGGGUUGGAAGGGAUCUUAAAGAUCAUCUCAUUCCAACCCCCCUGCUGUGGACAGGGACACCUUCCACUAGACCAGGCUGCUCAGAGCUCCAUCCAGCCUGAACACUUCUAGGGAUGCUGUGUGAGGAAGUGCUCAGUGCAGAGUCAGUAAGAAAGGACAGGUGAGGUUUGUUUGCAGGGCAAGCCAAGGUCAGCACUCACCUAAAAUGUGUCAUUCAGUUGCUGUGCUGGAGCGGGGAAAGCUGAAGGGGGAGCUUUGCAUCUUUGACAAGGCACCAGAGAAGACAGAAGGUCAACUUCCUGCUCAGGCUUACUGAAAU
Neopelma chrysocephalum (saffron-crested tyrant-manakin) is the source of this 1823-nucleotide messenger RNA. It is a transcript of the gene TMEM69, whose product is annotated as transmembrane protein 69. The transcript has 3 exons. The record is from RefSeq and is a predicted model, not a curated record. NCBI's taxonomy places the organism in Eukaryota, Metazoa, Chordata, Aves, Passeriformes, Pipridae. Bases 212 to 976 code for a protein of 254 amino acids.